CAAUUUUUCUAUUAUUGUGUUGCAUGAGACUUUCUGCGCCUAGUCCUCCUAUGGAUCUGUUUUAUUGAUAUCCUUCUCGUAGCCGACAAUUACCUUUGCGGCGCCACGGAAGCCAUUGAAGGCCAGGAUAGCUGAAUCCCGAUUGCGUCCUUCUGCAGACCGUGAGCUCGAUACUCUUUUUACAGUCACUCAAGAAAAGCCAGACACCCAGUCCUCAUCAAGUCGCUUGGAUCAACAGUACUUGGUCUGUCCUUUUUGAAAAUCCACAGCCCAGCAUGUCGGCCCAACGACAAGCCUCAUCUGCCUCACAGACCCCACACCUCUCACCAGCAGAACUUUCCUACCUCUAUACCUCCCUUGCGCUUCCCGACAGUCCCAUUCGACCAGAUGGACGCUCACCCACACAGUUCCGACCGUUAACAGCAGAAACCGAUAUCCUCCCAGGCACCAAUGGCAGCGCGCGGGUCGGAUUCGCAGACGGCACGCAAGCCAUCGUCGGAGUGAAAGCGGAGGUUGAGAAGACAGCCCUGGCGGCAGAGGCCCUGAAGGUCUCGCAGUUGUCAUUGGGGGAUGAUUACACGGCCGAUCAAGGCACGGACGGCAAGGAGGGCAUGGGUGCAGCGGGCGGGCACGAAUCGUGGGUGCAGAUCUCCAUUGAGAUUCCUGGUUUUCGGGACGACGAUGCCUUGCCUGUUUUCUUGUCGGAGAUGAUGCGGGAGCCGCUGAUCGAGUCGGUAUCGAGUGUGCAGGGAGGGGAUGUGGGGAUGGCUGGCGGUCUGAAGGGGAGGCUGGUCAUUAACCGCCGCUGGCAUUGGAGGUUGUAUAUUGAUGUUUUGCUGCUCUCGCAGCCUCUAUCGUACCCUCUUCCUUUACUCUCUCUGACGACGCACCUGGCGCUUUUGUCGACGAGACUGCCCAAACUGAAAUCCAAGGGCGAAGAGGACCCGUUCUUCGACGAUGAUUGGAACGUGGCCGAAUAUCUCUACCCUCGCCAGAGUUCUGGGAAAGCUGCUACACCAUCACCUUGGCAAUUUGUUCGACCUCCAGUGACGCUACUGGUCAUCUCCGUGGCCGAUAACAUCAUCUUCGAUCCCAGCAGGGAGGAGAUUGCCGUUGCAGAUACCGUCUUGGCCCUUUCGGUCAGCCGCGACGGGGAGACUGGUAGUCUGAAAUUACUCUCUAUUAGGACGAUUGACCCUCCAUCCCGUCUGACACAGCCAGCCGUGCCGAACUCGGAGAAUGUCGCUACGAUAGGAUCUUUCGCUGCUGCAGAGGAUGCUGCUAUUUUGAGCCCUUCGACCGGCGAGGAGGAAGUUCCUGGAGUCUGGAGACCUCGACGUGGUGGGGUUAAAAGAAGUACGAUCGCGCGCAUGGUGAAAGCGGUGCUGGAGAAGGGCGGUGUUGGUGAGGAUGUAUUAGAGGGACUGGAGGGAGUUUCCGUCGGUUGAGUCGGUCAUGCAGUGUCAAUUGAAGACAAGCUCUACGAAGCUGCCCUC
Molecule: messenger RNA, 1496 nt
Organism: Aspergillus novofumigatus IBT 16806
Lineage: Eukaryota; Fungi; Ascomycota; Eurotiomycetes; Eurotiales; Aspergillaceae
Product: exosome non-catalytic core subunit RRP42
Exons: 2
Coding region: 276-1448 (390 amino acids)
Biological process (GO): U4 snRNA 3'-end processing; TRAMP-dependent tRNA surveillance pathway; U1 snRNA 3'-end processing
Cellular component (GO): cytoplasmic exosome (RNase complex); nuclear exosome (RNase complex)
Source: RefSeq, a predicted model, not a curated record